Messenger RNA from Acromyrmex echinatior (Panamanian leafcutter ant), 2144 nucleotides. RefSeq names its product tropomyosin 1 (gene Tm1). NCBI's taxonomy places the organism in Eukaryota, Metazoa, Arthropoda, Insecta, Hymenoptera, Formicidae. The record is from RefSeq and is a predicted model, not a curated record.
UGCAACACAACCGGUGGACAGUACGUCGUCGGCGCGGGGGAGAAACGUGUGUCUCGAUCAGUGACAGACAAGAUGGCGGAGUGUCUGGUGCGGUGGUAGUAGAGCGGUGCAUAUCGCACGGGUCGCGUCGUCACGGAGGACAACGCGGAGGGUCUCGGUUGUUGGCCAAAGCUUGACAACAGCUGGACGCGACAUGGAACGGGCGGUCUCGGCGACGACCAGACGCCGCGGUCACCAGCAUCAUCCGCGGCACACCACGCGACGACGUCUCGACGCCUCCAGCAGAGGACCCGCGCAGUGUGGCCCUGCUGAUGCCGCCAGGAACACCACGUUUACCGGCGACGAGACGUCGCUCGCCAACGUGACCGUCGACUGCCGACUUGGCGCGACGGAUCCGUCCGUGACACCGCAAGUGACACUCGGCACGAGAUGGCCCACGAGGAUCAACGAGAUCGAGACGAAGGACUCGAAAACUCAGGUGCUCGAAGAGGAGAAGGAGAAAGAUAAUGAAGGAGUCCGUAGGGAUGAUGACGUCCGACAAAGGCUCGCGCAGUGUAGCCCGGACGUUCCCGUGCUCGGCGAGAGUAAGGACGCUGAGCACGACGAGAUCCAGGAUCGGCCGGGUAGAAAGAGAAAAACCCACCGAUUUAGUCCUCGUAGGAAGAACUCUGCCGAGAAUCGCGACGAACGCGAUCCGCGAAGCAAGAGCAACUCGCCCGAGCCUGAGCACGCGGUCGCGAGGGCACGCGGCGACGGGAACUCCGAUGACGAGUCUGCCAACGUCGAGGAGGACCCUGAAUUGGCGGAGCUAGCUAAGCUACGUUGUCCCAGCGAACGUACCGAGGUCCAGGCCGAGAGAGAGGCCCGCAGGCGGAAGAGAUGCGCCGAUUAUCCUGGGCUCGCCUUCGGCUGCUCCAUAUUUUCCAGCGACACGAUGAUGAAGUUCAGUCUGAUAAAGAACGAACUCCAGAAUAUCAUGGGCAAUCAGCUGAAGCGGGCCGAAUCUGAAGUCGCCGCUUUGAAUCGUCGUAUUCAACUGUUGGAGGAGGACCUUGAAAGAUCCGAGGAGCGUCUUGCCACUGCCACUGCCAAACUGGCGGAGGCAUCGCAAGCUGCCGAUGAGAGUGAACGGAUACGCAAGGCCCUUGAAAACCGUACUAACAUGGAGGACGACCGAGUAUCCUUGUUGGAGCAGCAGCUAGCACAGGCUAAACUGAUCGCAGAAGAGGCGGAUAAGAAAUACGAGGAGGUCGCCAGGAAACUAGUCUUGAUGGAACAGGAUCUCGAGCGUGCCGAAGAGAAGGCCGAACUUUCCGAAUCAAAGAUUGUCGAACUUGAAGAAGAAUUGCGUGUCGUUGGCAAUAACUUGAAGUCUCUCGAAGUCUCCGAGGAAAAGGCGACGCAACGAGAGGAGACGUUCGAGGGCCAGGUGAAGAUUCUUGAUAGUCAAUUGAAAGAGGCUGAGGCACGCGCUGAGUUUGCAGAGAGAUCCGUGCAGAAACUCCAGAAGGAAGUUGACAGGCUCGAAGACGACCUUGCGGCCGAGAGAGAGAAAAACAAAUUGCUACAGGAGGAGAUGGAGGCCACCCUGCAUGACAUCCAGAACAUGUAGAUUGUAUUUUUCGCGGUGGACGAAAAUGCAUAAACGCGAAAACGUUUAGAAAGCGAGAGAACAUCCGAGAGAGAAAGAGAAAAAGAGAGAGAGAUUGAGAAAAAAGAAAUCGAAAGAAAAUAAAUGCAAGCAGGUAGCAAAACGGCGGCAACGAGAAGUGAACGAGAAGCAAAUACGCCGUUACGGAGCGAGAGCUUCGUAUGUGCACACUUCACCUAACAUUAACGAAUAAAAAUGCAGUCUUUAGGCUAGCCUUAUACCCUCCAUUACGUCCAUCCGCAGUGCGUAUACGUACUAUACAUGCUUGUAUGCGCUCGAGCGUGUGUAUCGUGUGCGUGUUGCGUGUCUAUUUGUAUGCGUGUGACGUAAGUUACUGAUGUAGGUUGAGAGGAAGAGAAUAGAAAAUGUGUGCAUGUGUAUAUGUAUGUGAGAGGAAGAGUACGGAAGAUACAGAAUGAAAGGAUCAAUAUGACAGAGAGAGAGAGAGAGAGAGAGAGAGAGAGAGAGAGAGAGAGAGAAAGAGAGAGAGAAU